AUGGUCGUCAGACCCAAGCCAUGGCUCAAUCAUGACCAAGGCGGAUAUCUCUACAAUCGAUCUGCCAUCAUGCACAUCAAAGACUGCCAAGAACAACAAACCUACCUUGAGCAUGCAUCCGUGCUCAGUAACGUCGAGCUCGUGUUUGCAGGACUCGACAUUCUCGGUAACACACCCUGGAAAGUCAACCGCAACAUCUUUGAUGUCAUACUCAAAGUCUGGAACUCCAGUGAGCUGCUGUGCAAGAUCCCCCAUGUAGUAUUUGACCAGCCAGAGCCUGAAAAGCCCCCGAACAUGAACAUGAACAUCAAAGCUAAGAGCGUGUACUGGACCCGUUUGAAGGCUUUUAUGCAGGAGAGAGCAAAUAACCAUUCUGAUUGGUAUAGCGUCAAUUAUAAGAUUGAGAUCGCA
Messenger RNA from Suillus paluster, 411 nucleotides. RefSeq lists its product as uncharacterized. The transcript has 2 exons. NCBI's taxonomy places the organism in Eukaryota, Fungi, Basidiomycota, Agaricomycetes, Boletales, Suillaceae. Gene Ontology annotation, cellular component: mitochondrial DNA-directed RNA polymerase complex. Gene Ontology annotation, molecular function: mitochondrial promoter sequence-specific DNA binding; DNA-directed RNA polymerase activity. Gene Ontology annotation, biological process: mitochondrial transcription. The record is from RefSeq and is a predicted model, not a curated record. The annotation marks the transcript as partial.